Molecule: messenger RNA, 1146 nt
Organism: Limulus polyphemus (Atlantic horseshoe crab)
Lineage: Eukaryota; Metazoa; Arthropoda; Merostomata; Xiphosura; Limulidae
Product: sorting nexin-3-like
Exons: 4
Coding region: 62-562 (166 amino acids)
Biological process (GO): late endosome to Golgi transport; endocytic recycling
Cellular component (GO): early endosome membrane; retromer complex
Molecular function (GO): phosphatidylinositol-3-phosphate binding
Source: RefSeq, a predicted model, not a curated record
GAUGUAAUACAUUUUAUUCAUGGUUCUGGGCCGGUAGGUGUCAACUUAACUGUUCACAAACAUGGACUCAGAGGAGAAGGUACCUCAAGAUUCAACUCGGCGGCUUCAACCGAAAAAACAAACAUUAGAUGAUGCUUAUGCUGCUCCAGCAAAUUUCUUAGAAAUAGAUGUUCGCGAUCCAAUUACACAUGGGAUUGGUCGAAAUCGGUAUACCGAUUAUGAAGUUAGAAUGAAGACAAACCUACCAGUUUUCAAGAUGAAAGAAUCAAGUGUAAGACGACGUUAUAGUGAUUUUGAGUGGUUAAGGACAGAACUGGAAAGAAACAGCAAGAUUGUAGUGCCACCUUUACCAGGAAAAGCUUGGAAAAGACAGCUUCCUUUCCGAGCAGAUGAAGGAAUAUUUGAUGAGGAAUUUAUUGAAGAAAGGAAAAAAGGACUUGAAAUGUUCGUCAACAAGGUAGCAGGCCAUCCUUUAGCACAGAAUGAACGGUGUCUACACAUGUUUUUACAGGAACAAGAGCUGGACAAAACUUAUAUUCCAGGGAAAAUUAGAAGCUCGUGAACAGAACUUAAUGAUUAUUGAUUUAUAUGGUCCAUUCAAUCAGUAACAUACAUUUGUUGGAAGUGAUCUUUAGGCAAAUACUAAUAUUCCACCUCAUAACAUCACAUCAUACAUUGGAAAAGUUUUUCACUAUGGUUUUGACAAUGUUCUUAUUGCAGUUAUUUAAAGUAGUGUUGAAAUCUUAAAGUACCAGUCAUAAAAUAUAUUUCUUUAUACUUAUACAUUGUUACUAUAUUUGUUGAUUACAACAUUAUAUAUAAUAUGCGUUUGUGUACAGUAUUUUGAAAUUUGCAAAAGAAAACUAAAAAUCUAUUCCAAAUGUUCAGUAAUUUUUACUAACACUUUUGUUUCUGAUCUUACAAACUAUUGAACUAUUAGUUCUGUAAUUUUGCAAUUGUAUUGGGACUUGUCAGAUUAGUAUGUUAUUUUUGUUUGUUCUGUUUUUAUUUUGCUGUUUAUUAGAAAUACUGAUUGUAAAUUUUCAGGUAUAAUAAAGAGGGUUGAAUUGCUAUAAACAAAAUUUAACUGUGUGGAAGAAACUUGUUGGUUGUCUUAAAAAUAAAACACAAUGAGAACAACCAGUA